AUGUCUCUCUCCCACCUUCCAUCCAUGUCUCUCUCCCACCUUCCAUCCAUGUCUCUCUACCCUCCCAUCCAUAUCUCCCUCUCCCCUCUUCCAUCCAUGUCUCUCUCCCCCCUUCCAUCCAUGUCUCUGUUCCCCUCCAUCCAUGUCUCCCUCUACCCUCUUCCAUCCAUGUCUCAUUAUCCCCUCUUCCAUCCAUGUCUCCCUCUCCCCUCUUCCAUCCGUGUCUCAUUAUCCCUUCUUCCAUCCAUGUCUCAUUCUCCCCUCUUCCAUCCAUGUCUCUCUACCCUCCCAUCCAUAUUUCUCUCCCAUACAUGUCUCCCUCUUCCAUGUCUCCUUCUCCCCUCUUCCAUCCAUGUCUCAUUAUCCCCUCGUCCAUCCAUGUCUCAUUAUCCCCUUUUCCAUCCAUGUCUCUCUACCUUCCCAUUCAGGGACGUUUUAGCCGCGAGGCAAACAAUUGGGCGGCAUUUUCCGGGAGGCGGUUAAAAAAAGCCGCCCCCAAAUGCCCAGGGCAAAUGCCUUGUUAGCCUUGCAGCUAACUGACAUGCUCAGCUCCCUCGCAAGCCGCCUGCAGAGUGAUGCCAGGAGCCGGAAUAUGAUGCGUGAGGAAGCUGAGCAGAGAGCUCAGGGGAAAGUGCUCCCUCGCCAGCGCCACCCGUCUGCCCAGCAGCCACAGGACCCCCAGGGAGAAAGAGAACUCCUCCCCAGCAUUCCCAAAAGAAAGGAGGCUGGGGGGAUUAAAUAAAAAAAAAAAAGUGAGUGUGUUAAUGUGAGUGAGUGUCUGACUGUGUGUGUCUGACUGUGUGUGUCUCUUAGUGAGUGUGUGUGUCUGUGAGUGUGUGUCUGCGUGUGUCUGUUAGUGAAUGUGUGUGUGUGUGUCUGUUAGUGAGUGUGUGUGUGUCUGUGAGUGCGUGUCUGUUAGUGAGGGUGUGUGCCUGUUAGUGUGUGUGUUUCUGUUAGCUAGUGUAUGUGUAUCUGCCAGUGAAUGUGUGUGUGUGUGUAUUUAGAAGGCGGGGCAGGGGGCACGGGCGCCUGAGUUUUGUCCAGCCUAGGGCAGCACAAAACCAGGAUGCACCACUGCUGCCAUCCAUGUCUCCCUGUCCCCGCUUCCAUCCAUGUUUCCCUUCCUCCCAUAUCUCUCUAAAUUGUUGAAAAAAAUGUCCAACCACACCAUGACAGAAAAUAAAUAUCACACAAGCACACACAGGUUUAAACACUCUAAUUAGGUGUGAGGAUUUAUGCCAUGUUUUUUCUAUCACAGUGUAGUUGUAUGCGUUCCUAAUUUAAGACUUGCCAAAUUAGGCCAGGAUCAUAACCCUCUGGCUCUCCAAAACUAAUUACUACAACUUGAGAUUGAUGUCAUUAAAAGUAGAUACUUGCUAUGGGAAGGCCAGGAUUUAACCUUUCUUGUGCCCCAUGGCCAUUUUUCUCAAUGCACCACCCCAGCCUCUCAUACAUAUGAAUUCAGUAUUUGCUGUUUAUUGAUAUGUCACAGAGUACCACAAUGAUAAAACUGAUAGUAAUGUAAAGAGUGUAUGAAAGUACAUAGAGCCCCUCAGCAAUACAAGUCAAUGUACUGCAAUGCAAUACAAUGCACAGUGUUUGUGUAUCACAGAGCUCCACAGCCAUGAUACACAUUUAUGUGUAGAAUGUAGAAGUGUAUCACAGAGCUCCAAAGCCAUAAAACACACAGUUUUGUGCAGAAUGUAGAAAUGUAUCACAGAUUUCCUCUGAGUGUGACGUGAAUAGGAUGCAUAUGCGUCUGCUGUGUGUACGGUUGGCUUAGUGGGUGGAGUGUAUAUGCAUGGUUUUUGGCUGAAUGUGAUCUUGUGUGGUGGUUGACUGAGUUUGGUGUAUAUAUGGGAUUAGCUGAGUGCGAUGUUUUGUGGGGAGACUGUAUUGUAUCUUCAGUUAACCCUCCCACUUAUGUUUCUGUCGGGGGAGGGAUAUACUUGAUUUUGGACUAGCAGAGGGAUACUUACUGGUAGUCUCGUGAGUGCUGUGACAGGCUCCCUGAUAGUCCAGUUAGGGUGCCAACUCCAGCGGGUGCAGAACAGGCUUUUUCCAGUCAGUUAGUCAUUGGAUGACACAGAGAGUAGCAUGGUAGAGCUGCAGUGCUCAGACUCAUUAACUGAUCUCCAGGGUCACCUAAAGUGGUCUGUACCUUCCAGAGGUGUCAACCAGAUGCUCCAUAACUGCAGUGCUACCCCUCUCUCACCUUUUUCCCUUAGGCCAUGGCCUUGGUAGCCUUGUGCGAAAUCUGACCAUUUUGUUUUUACAAAGACCCCACGAUAUGAUGUCUGUUUACAAGGUAAGGCCUAGGUGUUGCAAUCUGCAUGCGGGUAGGAUAACUGGCAAGUGCACACAAUAAUGGAAGAACACACACCACACAUGUUUAGCACUUUACACUCAACAGGGCAACAACUUUAUUGUACCACAAGCAAAGAAAACUUUCAGGACAUUUUAUGAUUAUAUCCCCAACAACCCCACUUGUUCUCACACAGACUUUUGAAAGAAUUCUUUUUUACAUUUCCCAACAAAUAACUCACAAACUUUUAUCAUUUGAACUUGGUUGCGGGAUUACUCAUGAUAUCUGCUAUCAUCCUGUUGGUUGGGCAGCAAUCAAGGACCAUGGCAACUUCAUUAAUCACAGAUCAGUUGAAGUGGUAUUUUAUAUAAAACUGGAUUCCUUGAAAGAACUAUUGCUCCCUGAUUAUCCCCCAAAACUUGCAAUGGUUUAUAUAGACAAUGAUUGUCCAUUCCCCUGAAUAACUGUACCAGGUACAAACUUGUGUAGUUGCAGCUAAAGCCUUGGGCAGACUGGGGACAAGUAACUGGGCAGUUUUAAGUGACUCAGCUGUUGCUGGGGGACAGGAGCUAUGAGAAUUGGUGGCUGGCAGUGAGCCAGCAAAGCGUGGGAAAACAGGUAAGGAUAAAUUGAGCUGAGCAGGUUAAUUCCCUGUCAGCUGUUAUUGACAGGACGGGAGAAGCUUGGACGGACCCACCCGCCCUACCCUAUUUGUUUAACUUUUGUAUAAGUAUAGUCGUGGUGUUUGAAGCUUGGGGGCAAAUUCAUCAUCAGGUGCAAGUUCUGAGGAAGGAUAUAUGGUAUUUUUGGUGGUAUAUAAAAGGCGGUCAGGUCUGCUAUGUCUGACUGGCAAUUAAGUGGUGGUGAAAGUGAAAGACUGGCCUGGACAUAACGUAAUGCUGUUUCAACACAGUUAAAAGGAACUUUGUAUUUUGUAACCUUAAGAAGUAAACAGGAGGAAUACUUAUCUACAGUUUAAUUUGUGAGCUGUGUACAAGGGUAACAAGAACAAUGGUUUAUUACAUAAUGGAACUUUACAAUCCGAGAAACUUAAACUCACAGAGCUUCAAAGGGGUAUACAAACUAUGCAAUUGGCAGAGUGUUUGUCAGCCAUACGAACCCAAAGUCUGAGGUUGCUUCCAUAUUUUCAGGAUAUUAGAAAUUAAAUGAAUCUAUUGGAAUCAUGCAUGAUACACAAAUGUAAACUAAAUGUGUGAUUGCUACAGUAAUGUCUAUAACUGCAUCCUUGACUGAUUUAGGGGUAAAAGGUAAUAUAGAUAUACUAAUAUAAUUAGAUUCUAUUUUUCUUUGUAAAGAUGAAUGUAUCAAUCAGUUAAUCAUACAGGUUAGAUUGAUACAGGAUAUAGACAUAUUGCAUGAUGAUUAAUAUAACCAACCCUGUUUCAAUCAAAGAAUAUACAUAACCAAAGAUAGAUAUUUAACGUUAUUUGAAAUAUCCCCAGUAUAGGUGAAUUAAAGGUCAAUUCAUUUAUUUCACCAGGUCAUCAAUGAUCUAAUCAUAUUUCUUAUUUCCCUAGCCUGGAAUAGCCCUAUCCCACAUAUUUCUUAUUUCCCUAGCCUGGAAUAGCCCUAUCCCACAUAUUUCUUAUUUCCCUAGCCUGGAAUAGCCCUAUCCCACAUAUUUCUUAUUUCCCUAGCAUGGAAUAGCCCUAUCCCACAUAUUUCUUAUUUCCCUAGCCUGGAAUAGCCCUAUCCCAUACACAUGUUGAAUUGAAGAUAGGAGGAAAUCUUCGGGCAUAUCCUAUAUUGCUAAGGGACGUUAUUUCUUAUUUUUUCAUUUUCACUAUAACCACUCUCUGUAUCACUAUAUGUGGAUAUUGGGUGUGUGAGAGAUUUUAUAUAUUUCUCAUCAAUGAUCUAAUUCAGGUCUUCAUACCUAGGGAAAUAGUGCCAUCUAUGGAUGAAAGUCCUAAGGGCCACAUUAAUAAUUAAAUAUUAAGAUACGCCCAUAACCAAUCAAAAGCCAGAUUUAAGUCCCAGUUACCGCCCAUUUACAAACAAGGGGCAGGAACUGAUAAGGGGGAAAUAAUGGUUAAAUAGGGAGAAAAAUAAGAGAGAGGGAUCAAUAUCUUCAGAUCAUCUUAAAAAAGAUCAAAGGAGAAAACAGAGGGCUAAGAAAGGAGGAGAUUGACUGACUAAGGGCAAUAGACUGAAUUACAGACCAGAGCACCCAGACAGAAGAAUCCCAAAUUUAAUUCAUUCAUCCUAGACUCUUGGUAAUGUAUAAAGGUUUCUCUUUACUUUAUAUUAAAUAAACGGGACUAUUGAAUGCCCUAUGUGUCUAUAUUGUGAACUGAUCCCUAUUGAUAGAACAGUUAUAUCUCAUUCUACCUGCAGCCUGAGUCAGAUAUAACUUCCUAAGUCGGAAUAUUCUUGAUUCCUUCUUUAGAAGUAUAUUGGUUCAAUAUAUAUAUAUAUAUAUAUAUAUACUAAGGCUAUCAGAAACCUUAUAUAAACGUACUGUAGUUAAACUGAUGGCAUAACUUGGCAGGGUUGGUUGAUAUUUCACUAAUUAAUCAAAUGACAAUUGUAUCAUUAAUGCAAGGGGUGUCAUAUGAUUAAUUCUGUAUACUGGUAUUGCUGUGAAGUUUGUAAUAGAUUUUAUUGUCCUUUGCUGAUAAGAUUAUAGAUGAGACAAAGUGUAAUGUUGAUUCUUAGGCUUGUCAAGUAAACUAAUUGACUUGUUGAUAUACACUCAUAUAUAAUACAGCAAAUUGAUUAUAAUUGUAUUGUUUUGUUGCUUUUCAUUUUAUAGUGUGUAUUAUUAAACUUAUAUAUAUUUUAAGCAAAGUCUGUUUAUUGGCCAUCUGCCGUUCAUAAGUGUUUAUAUCACCGCUUAAAACAAAGAACUACAGGGUCCCUGAACGCUCUAUGUGUGUGUGAAUAUCAUCAGAUAUUAUUCAAUCUAUGUUCCAUACAUAUAAAACCUUAGAUUACCCAACAGUGAAAAAGUUUUGAAGUUAAGUGAAAAAUUGGUGGAUGUUACCGUUAUCAAGUAUGGUGUUAUGCCCCAUGUUUCAAGCUUUAAUAAACAUCACGGCCAAGCCCAUUGAGAUAAAAUAAACGGUGUCUGUGUUUAUUGUGUGGUCUACGUUCUUUAUGCGAAUUAUUGCCUACCGGACAUAUUGAAUUUGUCAGUAAGCAUUUCCUUUACAUCCUUGAGCAUUGUUUCACUCCUGGCACCUAUGAUGAGAUCAUCUACUCCUGUUAUUAUUUUUUCACCUUCAUACUGUUUGGUGUGCAUGCUGUGGCCUGCAGAAUUCUGUUCAAACUCAUUUUCACUUAAAUGAUAAUGUAAUACUUUGAUCCAAUUCUACCUGACUGCUUCAAACUGUAUAAUGACUUGUACAACCUGAGGACUAGUGUUUCAUUCUGUUUGGAGUUGACCUCAAAACCAGGGCCGGUGCAAGGAUUUUUGUCGCCCUAGGCAAAAGAAAAAUUUGCCCUCCCCCCAUGUGACAUCACAAUGCCCCGCCCAUCUGAUCUGCCAUAUGAACUAACGCCAGUGCUGCACACAGUGUGUGUUUACAUUAAAAAGCCUGCAGGGACAAACUAUAGACACCAGAACCACUACAUUAAGCUGCAGUGGUUCUGGGGACUAUAGUGUCCCUUUAAUGUGAGGUAAAUUAGAGAUUAGUGCCACGAAUAAUAUACUAGAUUGCCUACUUACAACCAGAUGAGGAUGGUGAUCGGCUCUGGCUGCAGUCUGGCUUCACUGGUCUGGUGUAGAACAGGCUCUCUGGAGGCGGUUUGUAACUGUGGUCACAAAAAUCAAUGUCCUGGGGGAACGGGAAGCAGCUCCAUUUUUUGGGGCCCCUUACACAGCUCAAGGCCUGAGCCCCAGGGCCUGACAGUGAAUAUGCCCAUAAGGCCCACCCAUAAGUCCACCUAUAUAUUCCACCCAUGAGUUCGCACACAGGGAAUGUGUGUAGGGAUGCAUUGUGUGUUUCUGUGUAUGUAUAGUGAAGUAUUGUGUGUGUGUGUGUGUGUGUGUGAAAGAGAGAGUUUGUGGGUUAGGAUAGGGGCUGAGUCUUACCAGCCCCUUUGUGCUACUCUUUCCCCCCUUCCUCAGCCUCUCUUCUAUCUUGUCCCUUACUGCUCUCCCCUCCUGUCCCUUAGAGCUCUCCCCUCCUGUCCCUUAGUGCUCUCCCCUCCUGUCUCUUAGAGCUCUCCCUCCUGUCCCUUAGUGCUCUUCCCUCCCGUCCCUUAGUGCUCUUCCCUCCCGUCCCUUAGAGCUCUCCCCUCAUGUCUCCUAGUGCUCUCUCCUACCCCUGUCCCUUGGUGCUCCGCCCCCCCAUCCCUUAGUGCUCUCCCCUCCCCCUGUCCUUUAGAGCUCUCUUCUGCUCCUUAGUGGUCUCUCCUCUCGUACUCUGUCCUUUAGUGGUCUCUCCUCUCCCUCCCCCCCCUCAUUAGUGGUCUCUCCUCUCCCUCCCCCACCCCCCUUUAGUGGUCUCUCCUCUUCUCCCUCCUUCCAUAGUGGCUUUCCUUUGCCCUCCCACUAGUGGCCCUGCUCUCUCCUCUGCCUCCCCCCAGUGGUCUCUCCUCCCCUUUCCAUGAGUGGCUCCUUCCCUCCUUUUCCAUUAGUGGUCUCUCCUUCCCCUUUUUGUAUCUCCUCCUCCCACUCUUAGUGAUCUCUCCUGCCCCCACUCCCAUAGUUGCCUCUCCUCUCCCCACCCUUAGUAGCCUCUCCUCUCCCCACACUUGUGGUCUCUUCACCCUCCCCUAGUGGUCUCUCCUCCUCCACCCUCCCUAUCUCCCUCUCCUCUCCCCUUCCCCUAGUGGUCUCUCAUCCACCCCUCCCUGUAGUCACUCCUCACCCCCCAACCUUAGUGGUCUCUCCUCCACCCCCCUCCCUCCCUUUCUGGUCUCUCCUCACCCCUCACCCUUAGUGGUCUCUCCUCACCCCCACCCUCCCAUAGUGGUCUCUCCUCCACCCCCUCUUCUUCCCAUAGUGGUCUCUCCUACACCCCCUCUCCCUCCCUUAGUGGAUUCUCUCCCUCCCCUACGUCUUUUGUAGAGUGGCCAAGCUCCGGUCCGAUCCGCAGUACAUAGGGGCGCCCUAGGUGACUGCCUAAGUCGCCUAUAGGAUGCAUCAGACCUGCUCAAAACAUUCUGGGUGUUCUUCAUGUAUUUCACAACCUGUUGGCCCAUAUAAAAAGCUGUUCUCACAUCCAUUUGAUACAGAAGUUAUACUGUGCUGCUAGUUGCAGUAAGAUUCGUACUGAUGUAAUGCUUGCUGUUGGAGAGAAUAUUUCUUCGAAAUCAAUGCCCUACUUGAUUAUAAUCAUUAGCAACAUAUCUGGACUCAUAUAUAUUUCUGAUCCACCAAUUCUGUUCUUUACUGCCUAUGCUUGUCACUUCCCCCCACUAAAUAAAUAUUUUAUAUCUUAGUAUAUUCUCCAUGUUACUGGGGGCUCUAGAAUCUGCUAGGACAUACUGCACAUUUCUGGGGACUCUAAUACCCCAGUACAAACUAUACAUUACUGGGGGGGGGGCAAGGGGGGGGCUCUGUAUUCUCCCAGUACACAUGCACAUUACUUGGGUCUUCAUAAAUCCCCACUCUGUAAUUCCUUGGAAACACUACACGUCAGUGUCCCACACUUCUUAUUAUAUUUUUUAGUUACAGUAUAAUUCAUACUCUCAGACACCCGCCCUCCACUGACUGAGUUUGGUGUUUUACUCCACAGAAGCAUUUGAUGGGCUUGUCAACCAGUGUAGCUCCAUCAAACUAGCAACACUCAUCAAACUCAGCCAUAUUUCAGCAUGGUGAUAACUGUAAAUCACAGCAGGAUAGCCUUAAAAUGGAGGAGACAUGUAGUUGAAGUGUGUAUAUGUAUAAUAGUUAUUUUCCUAGCUUACCACGGGGUAGCUGUAUGUAUCCCUCUCCUCCUUGCAGUCUCCAGCAGCAUGCGCAUGCCAGCCUCAUCACUACAAGCGCUCUGAUUGGCUGCUUACUUCAAAGACAGCCCAUGAUGACAUCAGAGGGCUAGCCCUAGUCUGCAGCUCAUCCAGAGCAUUAUCAGGAGCAGAAAGAGGGGUCAGCUGCAUUAUUGACAGGUCAGUCAGUAGUGUGGGCCUGGAGCUUCGCCAGCCCCUAUGUUAA
Molecule: messenger RNA, 8429 nt
Organism: Pelobates cultripes (western spadefoot toad)
Lineage: Eukaryota; Metazoa; Chordata; Amphibia; Anura; Pelobatidae
Source: the annotation of a GenBank genome assembly